Fonsecaea erecta is the source of this 1731-nucleotide messenger RNA. RefSeq lists its product as hypothetical. The record is from RefSeq and is a predicted model, not a curated record. Gene Ontology annotation, molecular function: amino acid transmembrane transporter activity. The coding region runs from base 1 to 1731 and encodes 576 amino acids. NCBI's taxonomy places the organism in Eukaryota, Fungi, Ascomycota, Eurotiomycetes, Chaetothyriales, Herpotrichiellaceae. Gene Ontology annotation, biological process: amino acid transmembrane transport. Gene Ontology annotation, cellular component: vacuolar membrane. The transcript is spliced from 6 exons.
AUGGCUGAGAAAAGCGUGAUCGAUAGAUCCGACCACGAGAAAUCCGCGUCAUCGUCACCACCUGGCGCUCGCUCGUAUUUUCCGCCGAGUCAACGCAAAAUCCACGACACCAACGUGACUUUCGAGGAAUACUACUUCUACGCGCAGCGGACCCGUGAAGAACAACGACUGCUCCAGGCACCAAAGUGGCAGUGGCGCACCGUCUUUUCACGGAAGAAAACUGCAGAACCUGUCGAAGAGGAGCAUGAAUUUGAGUCACACGAUGGGAGAGUUGUGACAGAAGAAGAAUGGUUGAAUGCGAGUCGAGCAUUCCGUACGGCGUCAUGGGGAGCAAUCUUCUACCUGAUCACCACCGAUAUCCUUGGCCCGUUUGCUGUUCCGUUCGCUAUCGGGACUCUCGGUUUCGGCCCAGGCUGUGCCAUUUUCACCGCCUUCGGAAUCGUCAGUGUUUACAGCGGCUAUUUGAUCUGGAGGAUCUUCAUGGGUGUCGACUCGCAUGAGUUUCCAGCGCGCAACUAUGGUGAUCUCGCCUUUCGUGCAUGGGGCACCAUCGCUCGUCAUAUCGUGAACGUCCUCCAGGCCAUCGCCCUCCUCCUGCUUCUGGGUCAAGUCACCAUUCUAUUUGGUCAGAACAUUUCCGAGAUGUCGAAAUACCGCAUCUGCUACAUUGUCUGCCCAUUGAUCUUCGUCAUCGUCGGAUUCUUCUUGACUCAGAUCCGGACUUUGAGGAACUACGGGUGGAUUGCCAACUUCGGAUUCUGGCUCAACAUCCUCGCCAUCUUUGUCUCAAUGGGAGCGACAGCUCAUAAUCCGCCCAAUUUUGCCAUUGCGACCUUGGGAUCGGUCGGAAGUGCAAUUGAUCCGACGACUAUCACUCCUGUCAAUGGCGUCUAUCCUCCUACCGUACACUAUUCAGCUCUUCCCACAUCGAACCUCCUUGGAGCUGUCAAUGGCAUGCUCUCAGGAGUAUUAGCAUAUGCAGGUCUUCAACUCUUCGUCGAGUUCAUGGCCGAGAUGAGAAGACCUCACGAUUUCCUCAAGGGGAUGUUCGUUGCUCAAGCUGUCAUCUACGUGGCCUAUGUCGUGUACGGUUGUUUCAUCUAUUACUACCAAGGACAGUACACUUUCAAUCCCGCAUACCUCGGGGUUUCCGAUUAUGGCUGGCAGACAGUCGGCAACACACUCACCCUCAUCAGCGGUCUGAUUGCCGCAGGUCUUUAUGGGAACAUCGGCAUCAAAGUUUUUUACAACAACGUUCUCGUCGACAUCUUUGGAGCUCCAUUGAUGACCACUAAGAAAGGGAAAUACUUCUACGCCGUGAUUGUCCCGAUCUGGUGGUCUAUCGCGUUCAUCAUCGCCGCUGCGAUUCCCGCAUACGUCUACUUCGUCGGCGUUAUGUCCGCGUCCUGCUUACUGAAUCUAUCGUACACGAUUCCGCCUUGGAUCGCGUUGGGUUACGAUAUCAAGAAGCACACCCUAGGUACAUUUGAUCCCGCGAUUGGUCGAACUUCUCGAGGGUUGACUGGCAUGACUCGGUACAUUCGCGGAUUCUGGUCGGGGGGUGCUUUUCAAGUCUCGAUCAACGUAUGGCAUGUGUUGUAUUUCCUGGCCUCGCUCGGCAUGUGCGGACUGGGAAUGUGGGCUUCGAUCCAAGGCAUGAUCGAUGCCUUUAAGAUUCCAGAAGUCAAUUCCUUCACCUGCACGUCCCCAUUGAACAUCAACGGAGGUUAG